This is a messenger RNA of Clunio marinus, 2640 nucleotides long. Lineage: Eukaryota; Metazoa; Arthropoda; Insecta; Diptera; Chironomidae. The record is from the annotation of a GenBank genome assembly.
UAACUUCAAUGGCAUAAAAAAAUGUCAGUUUAACGUUUGUAAAAUGCAAGCUUGUUGCAUGACACUCGUAAUAAUAAUAAUAUGCUAAUAAAGUUUCUACCACACAAUCACAAAGUGCAAAGACCUAAGCUUAGACAUUAAUGGAAUUUUUACGUUUAAUGAUGGAACGUGCUGUUGCAUUUUGGCGCAAUCGACGAUUUUUCAAGUUUCGCAGCACAAAUGACAAUCAUAAUCGAAAUUCAACUGAUGAAAAAGAUCCAAAACCAAAAGAGUUUGCAGAAGAAGAAAUUCAUGCAUAUUUGAAAAGUCAUCCGGAAUAUAUUGAGAGUUACAUUAUGGAUGAAGUUGAAUUGGAACUGCUUGAAAGGUGGAUGAUUCGUCGUACACAAAAGGCGAAAAAGUUAAACUAUGCGAAUCGAAAGACAAGUUUAUCAAGGUGGAAAUUUUGUGUACAUGCUGAUAAAAGACAGAUGUUGGAACAACUGACACAACAGUUACAAAUGAAACCAACAAAAACUCACGUUCUUUUUGAAUUAUCGUCAUGUAUUUCUAAUGCAGUUAACGCUGACGGGUUUCGUUUAUAUCUUGUUGAAGAAGGCACUGACAUUCUCACUGUCGUAAUGGAUUCUGAAAGUUUUGACGAUGAAGGUGAUCCGCGAAUAAUGAAAAUUGUUGAUGAUGCUUCUAUUGCAUCGUACGUUGCUUCAACACGAGAACCUGUCCGUUUCUCUAGAGGAGAUUGUGACUGUCGUUUUCCCAAUGGAAUCACAGACAAAGACACUCAGCAUAUUUUAUGUCAAGCUGUUGUUUAUCCUGACGGGAGCUUGGUGGCUGUAUUGGAAUGUUGGAGACGUCGAAACGGUCCGAAAUUUCAUGAAGAAGAUGAGGAAAUUGGAUAUUCUUACUUGGUAUGGGGCGGCAUCGCCCUUCAUUAUAUGUCAAUUUAUAUUAAUUUAAACAAGCAAAAGAAGCUGAACGACUUUCUUUUGGCGGUUGUCAAAUCAAUUUUUCAAGAUAUGGUAUCAAUGGAUAUGCUGGUUAUUAAAAUAAUGAAUUAUGCCCAACGAUUAGUCAAUGCCGAUCGCGCUUCACUUUUUCUCAUCGAUUCGAAAACCAACGAGCUUUAUGCAACAAUAUUUGAUGUUGGAUUUGAUGAUGAAAUUCAAAAUAAAAUGAAUUCACCGAGAGGUGCAAAGGAAACAACAGAAAAGCUUAAAAGUGAUGAAAUUCGUUUCCCUGUUGGAACGGGAAUUGCUGGUCUUUGUGCUUUAAGCGGUGAAAUAUUUAACAUUGUUGAUGCUUAUAGCGACACAAGAUUCAAUCGAAACAUUGAUCAAAUCACGGGAUACAAAACUGACACGAUUCUUUGCAUGCCAAUAUUCAUUCGUGGAUCUCUCAUUGGUGUUGUUGAGAUGGUAAAUAAACGAGUUGGAUUUUUUACCAAGGAAGAUGAAGAAGCAUUUGAAACAUUUGCAAUUUAUUGUGGACUUGCCUUACAUCACGCGAAGCUUUAUGAUAAGAUUCGAAGGUCGGAAAAGAAAUAUCGAGUGGCUUUAGAAGUUUUAAGUUAUCAUAAUGCUUGUUCUGAAACUGAACUUGAAAAGAUUGAGAAGAUGGGAAUUCCAGCUACACUUACAAAGCUCGCUGAUUAUUCUUUCAGUCCUUUCGAUGUCGAUGAAUAUCAAAAAGUUACUCAUGUGAUUUUCAUGUUCAAAGACAUGUUCAGCUUUAAUCGUUUCGACCAGAAGAGUUUAAUUCGUUUUGUGCUAACAGUGAAGAAAAAUUAUCGUCGCGUUCCUUAUCAUAACUGGUCUCAUGGCUUUUCGGUGUCCAAUUCAAUGUAUGCCAUCAUCAAAAAUUCAAAAACUGUUUUUCGACCAAACGAGUGCUUAGCGUUGUUUAUCGGCUCUCUCUGUCAUGAUCUCGAUCAUCGUGGAAAAAGCAACAAAUUUAUGUUAGAUUCCGCGUCACCAAUUGCUGCAAUUUAUUCAACUAGCACAAUGGAACAUCAUCACUUUAACCAGACAGUUACAAUUUUACAACAGGAAGGUCACAAUAUUUUAGGAAAAUUGAGUUCAACAGAGUACAAACAAAUUCUCAGUCUCAUUAAACAUUGCAUUUUGGCGACAGAUCUUGCUUUGUUCUUUCCUAACAAAGCCAAACUUUGUAAUUUGGUUGAUGAAGAAAAGUUUUCAUGGAGUAUUCUGGAGCAUCGUUUGAUGGUAAAUGCAAUGGCAAUGACAGCUGCUGAUUUGUCAGCAUCAGCUAAGCCUUGGGAAGUGCAAGCUGAGACUGUGAAAGGAAUUUUUGAAGAAUUUUAUGAUCAAGGAGAUGCCGAAAGGGAAGCUGGAAGAGUACCAAUGCCAAUGAUGGAUCGUAAUCAGCCUGAUCAACAAGCAUCAUCACAACUUGGCUUUCUCAAUGGAAUUUGCAUUCCAUGCUAUUCACUGCUUAAUCGAUUAAUACCCGAAACAAAGCCCAUGUUGAAACAAUGUCAAGAGAAUCUCAUUCGAUGGCAAGGAAUCGAAAAUGACAUGAAGAAAAAGAAAGAAUCUACUGAAUAGUAACAAACGAUUUUUGCUUUGAUUCCACACACCAAACGUGCUGAUAUGUUGACAAAGCUUUUUUUCUCAAACUUGC